Messenger RNA from Carlito syrichta (Philippine tarsier), 4003 nucleotides. RefSeq names its product engulfment and cell motility 2 (gene ELMO2). Gene Ontology annotation, biological process: actin filament organization; cell motility. The record is from RefSeq and is a predicted model, not a curated record. Lineage: Eukaryota; Metazoa; Chordata; Mammalia; Primates; Tarsiidae. Bases 464 to 2662 code for a protein of 732 amino acids. The transcript has 21 exons.
AGAAGUAGCCUGGCUCCAUCAGCUAACCACUCAACCAAGAAAGGCUGUCUGUUCUUAUCUGUCUCAGAGCAUAUGCUUCUCCCCCACCCCAAGGGCUCAAGACAGGAAUUUGUAAGAAAUAUGCUCUUCUACCACAGAGUCCUCUUGACCCUAAACCAAAGUGUCACACUGGCAGAUUUUGCUACUGUCUUAUCUGUAGAUGAUAGAUAGGUUUGGCCCAUUUCUACUUGCUGCCUUAAUCUCAAGAGACAAAAGCCCAAGGAAAGGUUGUGAUAUGAUCUAGAAAAGUUCGAACCAAGUAGUCCCAUGUGUUACUGUAGGCAGUAUCUGGCUUCAAAUUCUCCACAAUAUGUAAUGAGUAAAAAAUGAAGGUAUACUCUGACUUUUUCCUUCUUUCUGAUUUUUUUCUCCCCAGGCAGCUGUGUCUGUGUGUGUCUUGGAGAAGUAGGGCCCAUUGGAAACAAUGCCACCACCAUCAGACAUUGUCAAAGUGGCCAUUGAGUGGCCAGGUGCUAAUGCCCAGCUCCUUGAAAUCGACCAGAAACGGCCUCUGGCAUCCAUCAUCAAGGAAGUUUGUGAUGGGUGGUCGUUACCCAACCCAGAGUAUUACACUCUCCGUUAUGCAGAUGGCCCCCAGCUCUACAUCACCGAACAGACUCGCAGUGACAUUAAGAAUGGGACAAUCUUGCAACUGGCUAUCUCCCCGUCCCGGGCUGCACGCCAGCUGAUGGAGAGGACUCAGUCAUCCAACAUGGAGACCCGGCUGGAUGCUAUGAAGGAGCUGGCCAAGUUGUCUGCCGAUGUGACUUUCGCUACUGAGUUCAUCAACAUGGAUGGCAUUGUUGUGUUGACGAGGCUUGUGGAAAGUGGAACCAAACUCUUGUCCCACUACAGUGAGAUGCUGGCAUUCACCCUGACUGCCUUCCUAGAGCUCAUGGACCAUGGCAUUGUCUCCUGGGACAUGGUUUCAAUCACCUUCAUUAAGCAGAUUGCAGGGUAUGUGAGCCAGCCCAUGGUGGACGUGUCAAUCCUUCAGCGGUCCCUGGCCAUCCUGGAGAGCAUGGUCUUGAACAGCCAGAGUCUGUACCAGAAGAUAGCGGAGGAAAUCACCGUGGGACAGCUCAUCUCACACCUCCAGGUCUCCAACCAGGAGAUUCAGACCUACGCGAUUGCACUGAUUAAUGCACUUUUCCUGAAGGCUCCUGAGGACAAGCGACAGGACAAGCACCUUAAUCCUCUAGACCUGCCUGUCACUGAUAUGGCCAAUGCAUUUGCACAGAAGCACCUUCGCUCUAUAAUCCUGAAUCAUGUGAUCCGAGGGAACCGCCCAAUCAAAACUGAGAUGGCCCAUCAGCUUUAUGUUCUCCAAGUCUUGACCUUUAACCUUCUGGAAGAAAGAAUGAUGACUAAGAUGGACCCCAAUGACCAAGCUCAGAGAGACAUUAUAUUUGAACUGAGGAGGAUUGCAUUUGAUGCAGAGUCUGACUCAAACAAUGUUCCCGGGAGUGGGACUGAAAAACGCAAAGCCAUGUACACCAAGGACUACAAAAUGCUAGGAUUUACUAAUCACAUCAACCCAGCCAUGGACUUUACCCAGACACCUCCUGGAAUGCUGGCUUUGGACAACAUGCUGUACUUGGCUAAAGUCCACCAGGACACCUAUAUCCGGAUUGUCUUGGAGAACAGCAGCCGAGAAGACAAACAUGAAUGCCCCUUUGGCCGCAGUGCCAUUGAGCUCACCAAAAUGCUCUGUGAAAUCCUGCAGGUUGGAGAACUGCCAAAUGAAGGACGCAACGACUACCACCCGAUGUUCUUUACCCACGACCGAGCGUUUGAAGAGCUCUUUGGAAUCUGCAUCCAGCUGUUGAACAAGACCUGGAAGGAGAUGAGGGCAACAGCAGAGGACUUCAACAAGGUUAUGCAGGUAGUCCGAGAGCAGAUCACUCGAGCUCUGCCCUCCAAACCCAACUCUUUGGAUCAGUUCAAGAGCAAACUGCGUAGCCUGAGCUACUCUGAGAUUCUACGACUGCGCCAGUCUGAGAGGAUGAGUCAGGAUGACUUCCAGUCCCCACCAAUUGUGGAGCUGCGGGAGAAGAUCCAGCCUGAGAUCCUUGAGCUGAUCAAGCAGCAGCGCCUCAACCGGCUCUGUGAGGGCAGCAGCUUCCGCAAGAUCGGGAACCGUCGAAGGCAAGAACGGUUCUGGUACUGCCGCUUGGCACUGAACCACAAGGUGCUGCACUAUGGUGACCUGGAUGACAACCCGCAAGGGGAGGUGACAUUCGAAUCCCUGCAGGAGAAAAUUCCUGUUGCAGACAUUAAGGCCAUUGUUACUGGAAAAGAUUGUCCCCACAUGAAAGAGAAAAGUGCUCUGAAGCAGAACAAGGAGGUGUUGGAAUUGGCCUUCUCCAUCCUGUAUGACCCUGAUGAGACCUUAAACUUCAUUGCACCUAAUAAGUAUGAGUACUGCAUCUGGAUUGAUGGCCUCAGUGCCCUUCUGGGGAAGGACAUGUCCAGUGAGUUGACCAAGAGUGACCUGGACACCCUACUGAGCAUGGAGAUGAAGCUGCGGCUCCUGGACCUAGAGAACAUCCAGAUUCCUGAAGCCCCACCCCCUGUCCCCAAGGAGCCCAGCAGCUAUGACUUUGUCUAUCACUAUGGUUGAGCCUGGAGCCAGAGACAGUGGUACCCAGGGAAAGGGAUUUUGGGCCCAGGAGAAACACUCACAAUCUGGUGCCUUGUCUUUUGCUUGUACAGAAUCUGUAGUGAUUUUGGUGGCCAGUAAAUGCCAGCCAUUUCUCAAACCCAUCUUGGACCACCCAGAGUUUCCUCUUGGUCCGUCCACUAAGAGUCGUGAAGGCAGGGUGCUCUGCCCUCCACAUCACCGUGAAGCCUGGGAUCGGGCCAUGAGGAAUGAACAGCAGAAGCCCUUGCCUUCUGGCCCAAGAAACUCCUUCCUGAAAUGGAUAUAACAACAGCCACUCACCUUUUCUUCCUAAGCCUGCUCUCUGGUCAGCUGGAUCCCCACAUGGACAAGAACUGGCCCAAGAAAGGCUGCCUGCAGAGAACAGAUGUGCUGGGCAUGUUGAGAGCCUUGGAGUGACUGCCUUUGGCAGCCCAUGCCUGUGUCUCAGAUCUCAGUACAGGCCUUGGGCCUUCACUUUUGUCUUUUUCAGGAGGGCUGACUCUAGCCUCACAUGGUGCCAAGAUGUUGCUGCUUCUGAGUUCUAGCUCUGACAUCUCUGGUCUCUAGAGCCACUAGAUCUCUUGCCCAUGCAGUUAUCAGGGCAGAUGGAAGUGUCUCCCUACAAGCUCUCAGUCUCAUCCUGGCAAGUCAAAGACCUCCAAGCUAAGUCCGCCCUCUUCGUCUCCAGGAACACUGCAGGGAAAGCCCAACUGGGGCCUGGACCUGGACUCUGGUGAGGUCACGAGAGUUCAUCCCCUUCCCCCACAUUUAUAUCCUUUCAUUCCUCGAGAAAUCUUCCACCUAACCUGAAUUGCAGCCUUCCCCUCCCUAUCCCCUCCCCUACAAAGUUUGUUUUCCUUUGGCCUUCCAGAUACCAGGAAGUUUCCCUUCCCUUCCCUUUCUUCCUAGCGCUGUGGUAUCUGCCAUUGGCCAUGAUUUCAGGGAGCUGGCUGAGGCCACUGAGGCUGCAGCUGUGCCAAUGGGGCUUCCCUGGUGCUGCCGCACUUGCAAACCACAUGCGUGGCCUCUCUCCUUGGACGUACGUUAGCACAGUAGCAUUCAGUAUUGGUAGGCUGGCAUGGUAGGUACUACCCAAUGAAGAGUGUACUAUAUAUUUUCUUUACUAUAGGCCAUACUUAUACAGACGUGUAUAUAUAUUUAUAUAAGAUCUACCUAUCCUAGGUUGGAAUGUUUGGGGAAGAUUAAAUUGAGGGAAAGAAAAGUAGCACUUCCAGUUGUGAGUCAAGAUUGUAUCUAGAGAGCCGCCAGGAGCUUCCUGUCAGUAACCAUGUUUUCAAUAAAUACUCUUUCAUGUACAAA